UGUUAUUUUCCUUUCUGUUUUGUGUGAAGCUGAUAAUAACGAGCGUACGUAAACGCAGCAGUAACAGGCGGUGGUGUUUUCUCACACGGUGUCUGUUUGGGCGAGCUCGCUGCUGCUGUCUGAGAGGGGAAACAAACGGUCAUGGAGCUGAUAUCUGAGCGGUGGGACCACCGUUACAUCGGGUCAUGGAGCUGAGGAGCGGAGAGGGGAGAAAACAAAAGGUGGCGCCGAGCAGGAGACGAUGGAAGGGAAGAGGAGAGCUGCCGCCGUGCUUCACAUGUCUGAAAGCAUUUUGAAAAACCGUCUCACUGGAGCUCUUCUCACCUAAAAUCUCACACAAUGUCGGAUCCGAGUCACUGGUCCGAGGCGCCGAACCAGAACAUGUCCCAUUAUGUUCCGGGAGCGCUGCUGAGGCGUUCAAAGAGCUGUCGCAGCAGCAACAGGAAGAACCUGGGUGUUGGGACACCGUCUCCAACGCUGUCCAGGCCACUCUCCCCACUUUCACUCCAUACAGCUGCGAGCAGUCCUCUGGACAGCCCCCGAAAUGUGUCGACCAGCGCCUGCCUCAAUUUUCCCUUUGCCCGAAGUCACUUGGCUCGGGCUGACAGAGGCGAGGGUCGAAGAUGGUCCUUGGCAUCUCUGCCUUCAUCUGGCUACGGAACCAAUCCACCAAGCUCCGCCGUAUCUUCCUCCUCCUCCUCCCAGGAGCGUCUUCACCAGCUUCCCUACCAGCCGACUCAGGAUGAGCUGCACUUCCUCUUCAAGCAUUUUCGCAGCACAGACAGCAUGACUGACGAAGACGGACGGCCCUCCACAGGCAUCCGACCUCGGUCACGUAGCCUCAGCCCUGGACGAGCCAAUGUCUCCUUCGAUCACGAGAUUGUCAUGGUCAACCAUGUUUACAGAGAACGCUUUCCAAAGGCCACAGCCCAGAUGGAGGAGCGCUUGUUGGAAAUCGUUACCCACUGUUCUCCAGACAGUUCUCUCCCAUUUGCUGACGGUGUGCUGGGCUUCAUCCAGCACCAGUUGGUGGAGCUGGUCAGAGACUGUCUGGACAAGUCUCAGAGGGGCCUGGUCACGUCUCGAUACUUCGCUGGGAUGCAGGAGAAACUGGAGAAGCUGCUGCAUGAGGCGUAUGAGCGUUCUGAAAGUGAGGAGGUAGCAAUCGUCACCCAGUUGGUGAGGAAGAUUCUCAUCAUAAUCGCCCGGCCGGCUCGCCUCCUCGAGUGUCUGGAGUUUGACCCGGAAGAGUUUUAUCACCUGCUUGAGGCAGCAGAAGGACAUGCCAAGGUUGGCCAGGGAAUCAAGACGGACAUCCCACGGUACAUCAUCAGCCAGCUGGGUCUGACACGGGACCCGUUUGAAGACAUGGCACAGCUUGAACAGUAUGAUACCAGUCCCUCAAAUGCCUCAGCAUCUGUGGAACCAGAUAUUGUGGAGAAUAAAGGUGCGCAGACUCUGACCCCAACUCGAAAGAAACCUCUUGAGAGUGAUUUUGAAACCAUCAAGCUCAUCAGUAAUGGUGCCUAUGGAGCGGUGUAUCUGGUCCGCCACAAAGAGACUCGCCAACGGUUUGCCAUGAAAAAGAUAAAUCGUCAGAACCUGGUCCUGAGAAACCAGAUCCAACAGGCGUUUGUGGAACGAGACAUUCUAACCUUUGCUGAAAACCCCUUUGUUGUUUCCAUGUUCUGCUCUUUUGAGACACGACGUCACCUCUGCAUGGUCAUGGAGUAUGUCGAAGGUGGGGAUUGUGCCAACUUGCUGAAAAACAUGGGACCACUGCCUGUAGAAAUGACACGGAUGUACUUUGCCGAAACUGUCCUGGCCCUUGAGUACCUUCAUAACUAUGGUAUUGUCCAUCGGGAUCUCAAACCUGACAACUUAUUGAUUACAUCUAUGGGUCACAUCAAGUUGACAGACUUCGGAUUGUCUAAAAUUGGCCUGAUGAACAUGACCACUAAUCUUUAUGAGGGUCACAUGGGGAGAGACACACGGGAGUUUCUGGACAAACAGGUGUGUGGUACUCCAGAGUACAUUGCGCCAGAGGUGAUCCUGAGGCAGGGCUAUGGGAAGCCAGUGGACUGGUGGGCCAUGGGAAUUAUCCUCUAUGAAUUCCUGGUUGGCUGUGUUCCAUUUUUUGGAGACACUCCUGAAGAGCUUUUUGGACAAGUUGUGAGUGAUGAAAUAAUUUGGCCAGAAGGGGAUGAUGCCUUACCUACAGAUGCCCAAGACCUGAUCACCCGCCUGCUGAAGCAGAGUCCCCUAGACAGACUAGGAACAGGCGGAGCCUCAGAUGUCAAACAACACGCCUUCUUCCUGGGUUUGGACUGGAACGGGCUUCUGCGGCAGAAAGCUGAAUUCAUCCCCCAGCUGGAGGCCGAGGAUGACACCAGCUAUUUUGACACUCGCUCAGAGCGUUACCAUCAUUUGGGUUCUGAUGAGGAUGAGGAAACCAAUGAUGAAGAGUCUUCCUUGGAAAUCCGACAGUUUUCUUCCUGGUCACAUCGCUUCAGCAAGGUUUACAGCAGCACAGAGCAUCUGGCGACGCCAACCAACCUGAGCUUCUCUUCAGAUCGCAGCCACAGUGAGGAAAAAGAGGACCGUGGGGAGGCUGGAGGGGCCACCUCUUCAGCAAGUCCAGCAGAGGGGAGCGCAGAGCGCAGACACCACGGACACAUGGCCAGUCUUCGUCCACGAGCCUCCUCCAGCUCCUCCCAGUCAGAGAGGAGCAGCAGCCCUCUGGUGAUGAGCAGCACUCACAGCCUGGAGACGAUGCCACGCUUUGCCCUCUCCACCGACGAUGAAGCUGAGGUGGUUGUGACAAAUCUUCGGAGGAUCAGGAUUCGCAGCAACAGUACAGGGGCCAAACAUUCGUCCCCCAAAGAUUCAGUGGUGCCACGGCGCUUCGGUAACCAGCUGGAGACGCCGGACAGACAGAGGGUUCCCUGCGGAGCAAAAGUUCCCAAGUCUGCUUCUGUCUCCGCCCUCUCUCUCAUCAUCACCACAGACGACGUGUCCAGCAACCUCCAGCCGAGUCCAGUCUCGCCACGCUCAUUGUCCUCCAACCCUUCGUCCCGUGAGUCCUCCCCCAGCCGAGAUCUGUCACUCAGCCCCAGCAGCGAGCGGCCACCAAUCAUUGUCCACACCUCAGGGAAGAAGUACGGCUUCACACUGCAGGCCAUCCGGGUCUACAUGGGAGACAGCGACGUCUACACGGUGCAUCACAUGGUGUCGAGCGUGGAAGAGGGAAGUCCAGCCCACCAAGCGGGGCUCUGCACUGGAGAUCUCAUUACCCAUGUGAAUGGCGAGUCAGUCCAAGGGUUGGUCCACCCAGAGAUGAUGGAACUUCUGCUCAAGAGCGGCAGCAAGGUCAUGCUCCAGACCACCGCACUCGAGAACACGUCAAUUAAAGUUGGUCCAGCCCGGAAAACCAAACACAAAGGCAAGAUGGCUCGCCGCAGCAAGAAGAGCAAGAGGAGAGAUAAUUACGACAGGCGGCGUAGCAUUUUGAAGAAGCUGUCCAAGCAGAGCACGGUGAUACACAGCAGCCGGAGCUUCUCUUCAGGCCUCCAUCACUCUGUUUCCUCCAGCGAGAGUCUUCCAGGCUCCCCAACACACAGCCUCUCCCCGGGCCCCUCCACACCCUGCCGAAGCCCCGCACCGGACCACCAAGGUUUUGACAAUAACUCACCUCAGAGUACGUCUCCUUGCUCCAGCAUUCCCAGUUCUCCAGCGGCACACAUCCGGCCCAGCUCACUGCAUGGCCUGGGCUCCAAGCUCAGCACGAAGCUCUACACAAAGGUGGGCCGCCGAAAAUCCACCAGCAACAUCCCGCCAUCGCCUCUCGCCUGCACCACCUCCUCAGCUUCCACACAGCCCAUUUCCCCACAGCGCUCGCCCUCGCCACUUCCAGGCUUUGCCAAAACCCUUCACACUUACCAUGGCAAAACCCUGUCACCUCCCACCAUUGUUCGGCACGCUGUGCGGCCCCGCAGUGCCGAGCCACCUCGAUCUCCUCUGCUCAAGAGGGUACAGUCAGCAGAGAAGCUGUCCGGCGUGUAUCAUCCUGACAAGAAGUCAUACACCGCCCGCAGGCACACUUUGGAAGUACCAUUUUAUGGUGAGGGGGAGUUACUGGGGGACUCUGAGACAGAAGGGACCUGCGGAGGCUCCUACAUUGGGGUCGACCAUAGCAGGCUGGGGGGCUACAUUGGUAGUCAGAGGAUUAGGGACUCUACAAUCGAACGUUCGGAGCAGCUGGUUGUAAUGCGAAAGCUCAACCUGUCAGAGCGCCGCGACUCCUUUAAGAAGCAGGAGGCGGUGCAGGAGGUCAGCUUUGAUGAGCCGGAGGAGAAAACCACUGCAGUCACAACAGGCAGCUCAGCUCCAGGAGCGAAAGCACAGCUGCACCAUCGGACAGCCUGGAUGGCCUCCCCACCCUCUUUGGAUAGAGAGGAGGACCCAGACGUGCCGGUGGUGAGGAGGUUCACACUGGUCCCCCAGAUCGCUGUGCAGGGGUCCACGGAGAGCGAGGAUCAGGAUGAGUGGGAGCCAUGUUCGGACGGAGAUGGUACCAAUGACAAACCCCAGUUAGAGCUGAUCGUCAGCUCAUCUCCGCAGCAACAGGCGGGACGUCCUGUUGCUGAAUCCACACCUAUCAGUCCAUAAGCUGGAAGGGCUUCAGAGAAGCCUCUGCAUACAGGGAACAAAUCACAGACAGAGCUGCUGAGAAAGUAGAGGCACGACGCUGUACUACUUAAAGCUAUGGUGACAUUACGUCUUUCAAACAUAGUGCAGCUGAUGGAGCAGUCGGUCUGAACCAGAAGAUAUGGAAUGUAUCAUUUUUAAACCUGACUGUUGAAGGAGAGAUUUUACUUGAAUUUUCUUUAUUAUUGUGAAUAUUUGCCUCCCGUUGAUUUCAGAAUUUGUUCUUAUUUAUUACAUUUGUAACUACGAUUACUUGGUUACAGGGAAGAAUAGAGUUGAUGUUGAUUGAAUAGCCAAGGUGUAACAUUUUGUUCUCAAUGUGUAUGGUUUUCUGCAUUUUGACUGGAUUUUAAGGGUUUUUUUUUUUUUUAAUUGAAUGUCUAUUUUAUACAAACUAUCACGGUACACAGUAGUGUGCUGAUGUUUGGCACAGUUGUUGCCGAACCAAAAGAAACAUAAAAUGCUACAGGAAAUUGAAGUUGUUUAAUCUGAACAAUGCAGCUUCCAGCUAUAAAUUUGAUGUUUGGUUCACACUGUGAGCAGCGUGCGUCAGUUAUCCAUCAGUUAGUUACCUGACAGUUACCCAGACCACAGUUACCUGAUAGUUACCCUUCAGUUACCAGUCAGUUAUGUCAGUUUCCUUUCAGUUACCAGACAGUUAUCUGUCAGUUUCCUAUCAGUUAACCUUCAGAUUCCCAACAGUUACCCUUAAAUUAUCCAUCAGUUUCCCAUCACUUUACCUGUCAGUUUCCCAUCAGUUAUCCGUCAGCUUCCCAUCCGUUAUCUGUCAAGUUCCCGUCACUUACCUGUUAAUUAUCAGUCAAGUUAUCUAUUGGUUUCCUAUUAGUUAUCUAUCUGUCCCUGUAGUUGCAUUUCUUCUGUUAUUUAGUCACAGAACCUAGAAACAGCCGUUUUCCUUGUUGCUGCUGCUUCAGUCUUGCCUUUAUUUGAACCACAAAAACACAUUCUUGUGAAACUUGCCAGGUUGUUAGCACUAUUUUAGGUAGCACUGAUUGAAAAUAUGCAGGAAAAGAGUCUUAUUAAAAGCUGUACAGCUGUAAAUCUUCCUUUUUGCACUUAUCAGGCUGAAUUUUUCUUAAAACACUCAUGUUCAGGGGAAGAAAGCGCUGACACUCGAGUUGCCUGUAAAUUGACAAAUAUGAAAAGAUGGUGGUUGUGUUGGUUCAGAUCGCUCUUUGUUUCACUUGUAUAUGGGACUGUGGGGUGACUAUGCCAUCACAAAAAACACUCACCUGUAGGUUUGUGACAUACAGUUUGCCACUUUUUGCCGCAGACGGUAUUAUGGGUGAAAUUAUGUCAGCACAGCACCCUGAAGCCGUAUAUCUGAAAAUUUCAAGAGAAAACAUUUUGUCCUUUGUGGAACCCAAGAGUGGAAGUUUUAAGAAUCGAGCUCUGCACAAUGGAGGGUUGAACAGCUAAGUCCGGGUCUUUGGGGUAAUCAAAUUAUGGAGUAUUUUAUCUUGAACAUGUAGCUUUGUCUUUGCUUAGAGACACCACGUGUGAACAAGUUGUUCUUAGUUUACAGUGUAGUGAUGUUUACAUGGUGAUGGUGGUACUUUUGGGGGGGGGGGGUCCACGAUGAUGUAUUUUGAUAGACAUUUUGUAAUUUUGUGCAUGUUCGGGACAGUCGACUGAAAAAUGCAGAGGGACACACGUUUGAAUAAAUCCAAAUGCAGGGCUUCUUUGAACAAAUUAUGUCUUUGUACAAAUGUUGAUGUAUAUUUUGAUAUAACGCUUGUUUCCGUAAACUUAAAUGCUUUGGUACUGAAGGCUGGGAAAUGCACCAUUGAUACUGGGAGUGUAACCAAGUUAACAGUUCUUUGAUGCAGUCUUCAGCACAGCUGUUCACAUCUGGCACAGACUGGAUGCAUUUUCCCAACAUGUACAUAAAGUUUUUGUGGAUAAUGUAGUCUCUCAUCAGAA
Messenger RNA from Thalassophryne amazonica, 6651 nucleotides. RefSeq names its product microtubule associated serine/threonine kinase 3b (gene mast3b). The record is from RefSeq and is a predicted model, not a curated record. Gene Ontology annotation, biological process: intracellular signal transduction; peptidyl-serine phosphorylation. The transcript is spliced from 27 exons. Gene Ontology annotation, molecular function: magnesium ion binding; protein serine/threonine kinase activity; ATP binding. Bases 340 to 4668 code for a protein of 1442 amino acids. NCBI's taxonomy places the organism in Eukaryota, Metazoa, Chordata, Actinopteri, Batrachoidiformes, Batrachoididae.